Messenger RNA from Aricia agestis (brown argus), 1598 nucleotides. RefSeq lists its product as uncharacterized. The record is from RefSeq and is a predicted model, not a curated record. The coding region runs from base 30 to 1505 and encodes 491 amino acids. Lineage: Eukaryota; Metazoa; Arthropoda; Insecta; Lepidoptera; Lycaenidae. The transcript has 13 exons.
GCGAGAGCGGACGGCAGACGCAGCACAAAAUGCUUGUGUUUCGAAUAACAUUUUUUGUACUUUUUAAAUCAUCGCUCGCCAGCUAUAAUGAGCAAUAUCGAGUUCCCUUACUGUCUUCGGAUCGUCGGGAGAGCUACGUAUUCAACAACAAGGAGUUCAUAAUCCAGAACCUGCCAGUUUCCUGGGAGAAUGCUCAGUUGUUGUGCCGUGGCCACCACAACAGUUCGCUCGCCAUUUUAGAUUCGAAGGAGAAAGCGGGAUUUCUAGCGGAAGCGUUGUCAGAACUUCAGUUUAGUAUAGACUCGGUGUGGGUGGGAGCGAGACGGGACUCGAGCGAGGACCCCGAGGGCUACCGCUGGAGUCACGGUGUAGAGCUGCGGCGGACGGCGGCUGAUGUGCUGGCGAAUGAGGACGAGGAUGGAGGACAAAGAUUUCCUUUGUGGUUGAACAGAACCCACGUACCAGUGCCGGAUGCUGGUGCUGACUGCGUGGCGCUGGAGAGAGUCAGACACGACAAUCCCGUGUUCCUAGACCUGCCCUGCCUUAUUGAGAGACCGUUCGCAUGCGAAAGAGAGGCCCGUGUGGAGCGGCGCGUCGCGGAGCUGCAGAGCGUGCGGUGCCGCGGGGGGCUGUACCGACUGUACGACGGCCGGCUGGACUGGCACCAGGCCGCCGCCUACUGCAUCCUGCACGGCAUGGCCUUAGCAAAUGUCGCAUCAACCAAGUGCCUCAAGAAACUGGGAAUGUCGAUGCUAAAAGCCAGACCAAGUAUUGAAAACGCUUGGAUUGGCGCCAAAGGGGAACUAGGAGUUUGGUCUUGGAUCGACAGUGGAGUAAACAUUUUUACUCCACCUGCACUAAACGGGGUUGCAAGUUGGCCACCACUGAGGGAGGGCUCAACAAUCAAACAAAAUGGCUGCCUAUUACUGGACAGACACACGGCCAGGUCACCGGUGUUCCUGGAAGCGAGGUGUGAAAGGAGAAUGCACUUUAUUUGCUACCAAGGCAUGUCAGAGUCCACAACGGCAGCGCCACCUAGUGACGACAACUACUACUACGUGCUGGUCCGCCAGCAGUUCUACUGGCAGCACGCUCAUGAAAACUGUCUGAAGAUGAACGGAACCCUCGCCGCUAUCGACAGCAACGACAUUCUGAUUCAACUGCUGCUCGUUAUGGGUGAAAAUAAGGAUGAACCUGUGGAGCACAUUUGGAUAUCAGGGCGCUUAAACAUGACAAGAGAUGCAGCCACCGAUGAAGUAUCAUACUACUGGUACAACCCUACAAACGACAAAAUAAUCCCAGAUCCGAAAACAGUCAACCCUCGUACAAAAUACAUGGCGCCGUGGCUGGAAGAGGACUUCACCAUGGAUAACUCAUGCCUCAAUUUGGACAGACAGGACCAUUUGAAUGGCUUGGUGUACGGCCUACCGUGUGACACACCACAGUACUCCAUCUGCAUGAUAGAGAAACCUCCAAAAGCACAGCCCUCUGAAAUCAUGGCAUAAGAGUAUCAAGAAAAUUAUCUAGAUUUAGUGUUUGCUAACACUUAAUAGCACAGAAAGUUACUUUUAUAGGGGCAUUAUUAUAAAUCAUGUUAU